Messenger RNA from Lodderomyces parapsilosis, 1665 nucleotides. RefSeq lists its product as uncharacterized. Gene Ontology annotation, molecular function: transmembrane transporter activity. The transcript has a single exon. Gene Ontology annotation, biological process: transmembrane transport. The coding region runs from base 1 to 1665 and encodes 554 amino acids. The record is from RefSeq and is a predicted model, not a curated record. Lineage: Eukaryota; Fungi; Ascomycota; Pichiomycetes; Serinales; Debaryomycetaceae.
AUGCCAAAAGGAUUCUGGGAACAAAUGAAGGGGUUUCCUACAUGGCAACUCACUUUAAUUUGCUUAAUCAGACUCGGUGAGCCGAUGGUCUUCACUUCGAUUUUUGCCUACAUCUUUUUCAUGAUUCAAGAUUUUAAUAUCACUGAUAACCUGGCUGAAAUUGCCACAUACGCCGGUUACCUAUCAGCCUCAUUUGCCAUUUUUCAAUUUCUAUUUUCAGUGCAAUAUGCACAAGCUUCGGUUCGAUUCGGUAGGAAGCCAGUUUUGCUAUUUGGUGUCAUUGGCACCGCUCUUUCUAGUCUUUUAUUUGGCUUUUCGUCAACAUUCACCAUGGCCUUGAUUGCGAGAUCAUUAAUGGGUGCAUUGAAUGGAAACAUAGCAGUCAUGAGAGUAGCUAUCGGUGAAGUUGCGGUGCAAAAGAAACACCAGAAUAUGGCGUUUACAGCGUUGUCGGUGAUGUGGGGGAUUGGCCUGAUUAUUGGACCUUUAAUUGGAAGCAGUUCAUGGUUUACAAGACCUCAUAAGGCGAGACUGCCCGAGCUAACCAACUACAAUGACUUUGUCAACAAACAUCCUUACGCAAUGUCAAACAUUGUUUUGGCGGGAUAUCUCUUUUUCAGCUUUGUUAUGGGGUUCUUGUUCUUGGAAGAGACUUCGGAGAAGUUUAAAAACAGAAAGGAUUAUGGGUUGGUGGUUGGUGAUUGGAUUUUGAAAAGAUUAGGGUUGGAUGUUCCAAUAAGAUUUUGGGAUAAACUUUCUGUCGACGUUGAGCAACUUCACGAAAGAACAGAACUAUUGCAACCUUCUGAAAUCUACUCUGCAGUCGAUGGGGAUGACGAGGAGGGUGCGGAGAAUGAAGAAGAAAUCGACAAUACAUUGAUAUCGCGUAGAUUUGGAGAUGCGGCUAGACGAAGGUACUCAUCGGAACAACUUGGCCCCGUGGUAUCCAACGACGGACAUUCAAUAUCGGCAAAUGUGAGCCAGUCAUUCACGAAAGAAGUUUUCACUGUUCCAGUUGUGCAAACAGUGAUGUCCAAUUUCUUACUUUGCUUCCAUACAGUGUUGUAUUCGGAGUUUAUGCCAGUGUUAUUAGCUAGUCAGUUACUGGUGGACAAGUUAAGUUUUCCAUUCACAAUUGUGGGUGGUUUUGGGUGGCAGACUAAUGACAUAGGUGCAUUACUAUCAUCAACAGGGAUAAUAGGAAGUCUUGCAGUGAUCUUCUUGUUUCCUGUAUUAGAUCACCAUUUCAAAUCAAUAACCAUAUUACGAAUGUCGUAUUCCUUGGUGCCUCUAGCAUAUGCUAUAAUACCUUAUUUUUUAUUUGCUACACCGGAAUACAACCUAUCAAACAACAAACAGCUAUCUACUGGUCUUUUAUACAUCACAAGUAUGGUAAUUUGUGGCUCAGUUUCAGUAGCCUUUCCCACAACAAUGAUCCUAGUUCACAGGGCUUCACCGGAGAAACACCGGGCUUUAAUCAAUGGGUCAAGCUUGAGCUUAAACUCGUUAGCUAGAGGUGUUAGUCCAAUAAUUUUCGGACAUUUUAUGACUUGGUGUAACGAACAUGAGGUUGGUAGUGUACCUUGGCUUGUGCUAGGUGCUCUUGCGUUGAUUUGUCUAAUCCAAUCGUUCUAUAUGGUUGAUUAUGACGAUGAACAAGAGUAG